CAGAUAUGAGCCCAGCAAGUAGCACCACCUCUCUUCCUGUUAGUCCUCUUACUGAAGAGCCAUUGCCUUUCAAGGAUAUAAUGAAAGACGAAUGCUCAAUGCUGAAGCUGCAACUGAAAGAGAGGGAUGAACUCAUUUCCCAACUUCAGGAAGAGCUGGAGAAAGUCCAGCAUUUACAGAAGGCUUUUGCUUCAAGAGUAGAUAAAUCCACACAGACGGAACUUCUAGGCUAUGAUGCCCUGUGGAAUCCUACAUGCACUGAAGGUUUAUUUAAACCAGUACAUAUUUCAACCUAGGUUAGAUCAUUAUUUGACCAUAAGAUAUGUAUCACGAAUCUGUGAAAUGUUAAAUAUUGAAUAAAAUGAAUUUUCCAU
Molecule: messenger RNA, 374 nt
Organism: Ceratotherium simum simum (southern white rhinoceros)
Lineage: Eukaryota; Metazoa; Chordata; Mammalia; Perissodactyla; Rhinocerotidae
Source: RefSeq, a predicted model, not a curated record